Pelobates cultripes (western spadefoot toad) is the source of this 2468-nucleotide messenger RNA. The record is from the annotation of a GenBank genome assembly. NCBI's taxonomy places the organism in Eukaryota, Metazoa, Chordata, Amphibia, Anura, Pelobatidae.
GUUAAUGUUUGAUCACCACUGUAAAAUGACAUCAUCCUACCUCUGACCAGAUUUGGAGAUAAAUUAAACCUAUUAUAAGCAGGUAGAUGAGCUGACUGAGUACAUUCUGUCUUCCUCUCUCAAGGAGCUGAGAAGUUUUCAAGAUGGCGUUCAAUGGCAAAUACGAGCUUGUGUCACAAGAGAACUUUGAAGCUUUCAUGAAAGCAAUUGGUAAGUAAUGCUGCUAUUCCUAAAGCUUGAGGCGUAUUCUACAAACAAGGAGAGAUAAGUAAGACUUUUCACUCAGAUCAAUCAAUACUUGGGUGGAGAAGCUAAAACCUGGUUUCCUUGCUUUGUAACUUCUGUUUAACGUUUCAUAAAAGUGCCAUCCUACUCGUCAAGGCUGUCUCUGUAAGAUGUGGCUGCAGCACAAAAACGUGACAAUUAGAAAUAUAUUCUCUACCCAGUGGAGUUUAAUGUAUUUUGUUUCUGAUAUUGGAGAAGGAAUCAGAACAAUGAAUGUAUAAUGUCCCUUAUGUAAAGGAUUGCUAUAUAAUUUUUUUUUUUAAUCCUUACAAAAGUAAAUCCUAGCCUAAACACUGCUUUUUAUUUAACUAGCUGUUUUUUUGGGGUUUUUAUUUCCUUCACCCCCCCCAGGGUGAUCUUAAUGAUCAAGGAAUUUAUCAAUUUGGGGGGGGGGAGAAACAGGCUUACACACUAAAUCUUUGUGCAUGGAUUGUGAAAGCUUGUGAAGUUGCCCAAUCUCUUGUCUAGCAUUUUGUUUAUUAGUUGUUUAAAUUGAGUAAACUAUGUAUCUGAUUUCAAGGUCUGCCUGAUGACUUGAUAGAGAAGGGGAAAGACAUUAAGAGUGUCACUGAGAUGGUGCAGGAUGGAAACCACUUUAUUGUCACAGUGACCACAGGCUCCAAGGUUCUACGUAACGAGUUUACUGUGGGCCAGGAGGCUGAGCUGGAAACCCUUUCAGGAGAGAAGGUCAAGGUAUGAUGCGCUUAAUGUUUUUCCAAAGCACUGAUACACUAAAAUUGUGUAGAUCCGAACAUGCAAUGUUUACACAGCCUAACAAGCUUAUUAAAGUUACAAAGCACCAAUAUGUUCCACACCAUUGAACAGAAUCCUUUUUUACAUAUUAUAUGCGAACCCCAUCAUAAAUAAUGGAUUAACAUGUGUUGCAGAAUGUUCAGUUUUGACAGUGAAUGGAGCUGAUAUUCUUAUUCUGUCUUGCAGUCUAUCGUUAAUCUGGAAGGGAACAAGUUGACUGUGAACCUUAAAGGAAUUAAUUCCGUCACUGAACUUGUUGGAGAUACAAUCACCAACGUAAGAUUACUAUUUAAUUUUUUUUCUUUUCUAUUCAGGGUAUGAACAAAGAAAAUUAAAACUAAGUGAGAGUAAAAUAUUGGUCUUCUUGGCCGUUCAGGUUCUAGACUUUUAUUUUUAUUUCAUCAGCCCUUGCCUUGUGACAGGUUAUCAGAGCCUGUUGUGGAGAUAUCAAAAUGUAUCUCUAUCUCUUUAGGGUUCUGCCCCUGACCAAUACCCUGAGUUUACCAUUAUAAACUGGACAUUAUUGAUCCGGAGUCUGGCUAGAGCAAGUCCACAUCAGUGUUGAUAUAUUUCAAUUUAGUUUUAGUUUUUUUUUGACUAAAGCUGUUUUUAGUCAACUAAAUCUCCAGUAGAUUUUAAUCCACACAACUAAUAUCUAAUGGGGUUUAGUUAAAGCCUAUCUCUUUUGCCCCUCUGUUUAUCUCUUCCCCCCCACCCCCCAGCUCCUCUAUGCUGCUUUGUCAUCUCAUCUUCCCCACAUGUCAUUCCUCUCUUCACUCCCCAAUGUCUUACCCGCCAGUGUUAAUGUAGGAGGCAAAUUACAAUUUUUAGCUUUAGUCAGUCUUAUGACUAAAAAGCCAUUUUAGUUUGUCGGGAGGAAAUUUAUAACUAGAUAUUCUUAAUUGUGGAUAAGAAGACUAACAUUAGCUGAAAUUAAACUUUGUGAAGAGGUUAAGCUUUGAUUGGGACACAAUCCUAAUAACUGCACUGGAAUCUAAUCACAGGGAUAUGAUCUAUGUUGCGUGGACAUACAAGCCAUUAAAGUCUAAGGGGUUUACAAUGGGUGGAUGAACAGACAUGUAUACUUAUAACCAGACAAGUAUAUAUUACUAAUUGCAAAUGUUUCAGUAUAAAGUCCCUAGUUCACGAACCUAGUCGUGACAUGUGAUAGACCCGACCUACUACAGCACAAAUUCAUCCCACUUUUGUCCAUAUAGUGCUGUUUUUGUUUUGGAUUUUUAAUAAUUUUUUUAAUAAUUAUUUAAGUACUUAUGAGUUUGUAGAUGUAGCGUUAUUGAUUUGUGUGGGUUUUCUUUUUCAGGUGAUGACUGUGAAAGACAUUGUCUACAAGAGGACCAGUAAGAGAAUUUAAGAGAUGAAGUUAUUGUUACUUUUACUAUGUAAAAAAAAUAAAUAACUGGCAAAACAAA